AUGGCAAAUUCUGUCCGCUACCGCAACGGUGAGCAGCGCAUCGUCGGGAUCAUCGGCGACGAGGACACAGUCACCGGGUUUCUUCUUGCCGGAGUCGGCGACAACCGAGUGAUGGCUAACCAAGGGGAGAAUCCAAGCGAAGGCCAGCAAAGCGGGCUUCCACCAAAUUACUAUGUUGUGACUCCAUCGACGCCUCUGUCGGAGAUCGAAGAAGCGUUUACAACCAUGUGUGGACGAAAGGAUAUUGGGAUCAUCAUCAUCUGCCAGCACAUAGCCAAUGAUAUUCGCCAUCUUAUGGAGGAACACAACACUGUGAUUCCUUGCAUCUUGGAGAUCCCAAGCAAGGGGCAAAAGUACGACGCCGAAAAGGAUUUUGUGCUGGAGAAGAUCACUCGUGCGCUGGGUAUUCGGUAG
Leishmania mexicana MHOM/GT/2001/U1103 is the source of this 414-nucleotide messenger RNA. Its product is annotated as putative vacuolar ATP synthase subunit. Lineage: Eukaryota; Euglenozoa; Kinetoplastea; Trypanosomatida; Trypanosomatidae. The record is from RefSeq and is a predicted model, not a curated record. Gene Ontology annotation, molecular function: proton-transporting ATPase activity, rotational mechanism. Gene Ontology annotation, biological process: proton transmembrane transport. Gene Ontology annotation, cellular component: proton-transporting V-type ATPase, V1 domain; membrane. The transcript has a single exon. The coding region runs from base 1 to 414 and encodes 137 amino acids.